Panicum virgatum (switchgrass) is the source of this 2664-nucleotide messenger RNA. RefSeq lists its product as uncharacterized. Gene Ontology annotation, molecular function: nucleic acid binding; zinc ion binding. NCBI's taxonomy places the organism in Eukaryota, Viridiplantae, Streptophyta, Magnoliopsida, Poales, Poaceae. The record is from RefSeq and is a predicted model, not a curated record. The coding region runs from base 1 to 2664 and encodes 887 amino acids. The transcript is spliced from 3 exons.
AUGGUGAACACCAGGUCCGGAUCAGGAGUUGAUCAGCCACCAGUGCAACGUCAGAGGAGAGGCAACAACCAGCAACCCAACAACAUGAGUGGAGGCAACAACCAGAACAACGGGACACCGCCACCACCACCAGCAGGGAUGGAGCAGUUCCUUGCUGCGCAGACACAGCUGUUGACUCAAAUGGCCAACGCCAUGGCCAAUCUACAAGCUCAAGUGAACCAAGCUCCAGCUCCACAGCCGCCACAGAGAGAUCGCCACUGUGACUUCAUGAGUCACAGACCUCCUACUUUCUCCCACUCACCAGAUUCUCUUCACGCCGAUGACUGGCUCAAGACCAUUGAGAAAAUGCUGAACAUAGUUCAAUGUACAGACAGAGAGAAAGUACUGUAUGCCUCAGGUAGAUUGGAAGGAACUGUCGCAGACUGGUGGGAUGCUUAUACCGCCGCCCAUGCUGAUCAAAACACCAUCACCUGGGAAGAGUUCAGGACUCAAUUCAGGGAGCACCACAUACCUGAGGGUUUGAUGAAGCUGAAGAGGCAGGAAUUUCUAGCUCUGAAGCAAGGUGGAAUGUCCGUAAGUGAGUAUCGGGACAAGUUCAUCCAGCUGUCCCGCUAUGCCUCCGCAGACGUGGCCACAGAUGGGCGGAAGCAGGACUACUUCAGGCUAGGGUUGGUUGCACCCAUCAGAUAUCAGUUGUUGGUGCACAGGUUUGAAAGCUUCCAGAAACUGGUAGACAAUGCCAUCUCCAUGGAGAAUGCUCGCAAGGAGAUGGGCGAGCAGAAGCGGAAGUUCGAGUCACAAGGCCAGUCUAGCAACUCGCGCCCGCGCUUUGGACCCCCACAAGGAAACCAGAUUUUCCCAAGAGGACAGAGUGCCAACUUUGGGCAGAAUCAGUAUCAGUACCCGCGCCAAGUUCAGCAGAAUCAACAGAAUCAGCAGUCGGCGCAAUGCUUCAACCCCCAGCAGAACCGUCAGAACACUCAUGUCGGUACUCCCGUGAGGAACAACAACACCGCCCCUACUGGGUCCACCGUGUGUUUCAAGUGUGGUGGACAUGGUCACUAUGCGAACCGUUGUCCCAAUCCUACUCAGAACACUCCUACUCAGAACAACGCCAGCGGACAGAGGCAGACUCCGCAGCAGCAGCCCAGGAACAACAAUCAGAUCCCGCAGAGCAACAGAGGACAGCAGAACUACGUCCACGGUAGGGUCAACCACGUGGCUGCAGGACACCGCUCAGGAGGCUCAGGACGCUGUAUUCGAGAGUUUGAUGCAAGACCUAUAGUUCUGGAUUCGGAUGGAAUUGAUGUUAUCCUUGGGAUGGACUGGUUAACCAAGCACGAUGCUGUCAUUCAAUGUGCCAAGAGAUCAGUGCUCCUUACCAGCCCAGCAGGAGAGAGGUUUGAGUUUGUUGCAACCUCUCCAACACCAGCAGAUUGUACAGUGAAUCAGAUGAAGGCUGCUCUGAUAGAGGACAUCAGGAUAGCAUGCGAGUACUCAGAUGUGUUCCCCGAUGACUUGCCAGGCAUGCCACCUGAAUGUGACAUUGAGUUCAUUAUAGAUCUUUUACCUAGUACUGCACCUAUUGCUAAGAGACCAUAUAGGAUGUCCGCUGGUGAACUAGAAGAACUUAAGAAACAACUAAAGGAAUUGUUAGAUAAGAAAUUUAUUCGAGCUAGUUCGUCACCAUGGGGAGCCCCAGUGAUCUUUGUGGACAAGAAGGAUGGUACACAGAGGAUGUGUGUGGACUACAGGUCAUUAAAUGAAGUUACUACCAAGAACAAGUAUAUGUUGCCUCGUAUAGAAGAUUUGUUUGACCAGCUGAGAGGAGCCAAGGUAUUCUCCAAGAUCGAUCUGAGGUCUGGGUAUCACCAGUUGAGGAUACGACCGUCGGAUAUUCCCAAGACUGUUUUCACUACCAGAUAUGGGUUGUAUGAAUAUACGGUUAUGUCAUUCGGGUUGACCAUUGCACCAGCUUACUUUAUGUACUUGAUGAAUAAGGUGUUUAUGGAGUAUCUCGACAAGUUCGUAGUGGUGUUCAUUGAUGAUAUAUUGGUGUACUCCAAGAAUGAGGAAGAACAUGAGGAACAUUUGAGGCUUGUCUUGCAGAAGCUCAGGGAGAAUCAGUUGUGUCAGAUCUACACAGAUCACAAGAGUCUGAAGUACAUAUUCACUCAGAAUGACCUCAACCUGAGACAGAGAAGAUGGUUAGAGCUCAUAAAGGAUUAUGAUUUGGAGAUACACUAUCACCCCGGAAAGGCUAAUGUGGUUGCUGAUGCUUUGAGCCGCAAGAGCCAUGUAAAUGCAAUGAGAGUCAGCCAGAUGCCUCAGGAAUUGUGUUGGGAGUUUGAGAAACUCAACCUUGGUUUUGUUGGUCACACUGAGGGAAUCACUAUAGAAGUCGAGCCGACUCUUGAGCAAGAGAUACGGAAGGGUCAGCUUGAGGAUGAUAAGAUCAAGGAGAUCAAGGAGCUGAUAAAAAGAGGCAAGGUACCUGAUUUUACUGAGGAUGAACAUGGAACCGUGUGGUUCAGAAAGAGGAUAUGUGUGCCAGAGGUGGACCAUCUGCGAGAAAAGAUCCUAAAGGAAGCCCAUGAUUCAGCCUAUUCGAUUCACCCAGGCAGUACCAAGAUGUACAAGGACUUGAAAGAAAGAUAUUGGUAG